Molecule: messenger RNA, 2505 nt
Organism: Trichogramma pretiosum
Lineage: Eukaryota; Metazoa; Arthropoda; Insecta; Hymenoptera; Trichogrammatidae
Product: calcium-independent phospholipase A2-gamma-like
Exons: 9
Coding region: 592-2355 (587 amino acids)
Biological process (GO): arachidonate metabolic process
Cellular component (GO): membrane
Source: RefSeq, a predicted model, not a curated record
CGUGCUAAGUAAGCAAACCAUUUUACUCAUAUUGAAUUCAAUUUUUUAUAUGGAUGUGAAUUGAAUAUGUUCUCUUUGACCAAAUUUUUAUUCAAAGCUCAGAUAUUAAAAUUAAAAAAUUUAUAUUCCGAAGUCUGGGCACGCAAAAUUACACUUACGUAAAACUCAGGCAUUUGAAUACAGAUUUAAAAAAACAUCGUAUAAGCUAUGAAAAAUCUUUUUUAAAAUAUAACUUCAAAACUGCCUACACGAUCCCGAUUACUAACAAAACUGCCAAUAAUUAUUCCUAUAUUCCCCUCCUCUAGCUUCCGCGCGAGUCUAGAGACAGCAAGCUUUAAGAAUUCAAUAACACACUAAUGUCAGUUAUUACGGUCGAUAUCGUACUGCGCAUAAACAAGCAACAAUAAACAUAUUUGUUUAAAUUAAAUAAUUAUAACUCUUCAAAAUAAAAUAUUGUUAUAUAAGAAGAUCCGAAGAUGAACAACAGUGAGACGUAUCAAACAAGUAUCAACUCUUUUGUAGGUACAAAAGCCCAAGAAAGUUCUUAUUAAUAACUGGAUAAUGAAUAGUAGUGACAUUAAAUAAGUCAAAAUGUCAGUUCAAAAUAAAGUAAAACUUCUGAGCCAGUUAAAAAAUUUACUAAACAAAUUUUUACGUGAUAAAAAUUAUAAAAUAAUAACAAAUAAAGAUUAUAUUGAGUUCUUUCAAAAUCUUUCUUAUGCACAAAAUGAAUUUGGAAAAAAGUAUUUAAAUUUUUAUGAAAAUCAAGAUUCAAGCAGUGUAAAAGUUUCUAUUAAAAAUAAUGAAUCUAUUCGUGAUGAAAUAAAACCCAAAAAUAUACUCAUCUGUGACAAAAAAGAUGAUCAACCAAAAACUGGAAUGUUGACUCCUCAAACUGGAACUUCAUCAGAACUGAAAGAUGCUUAUUAUUAUUUACCUCAAAUAAUCACAGAUUUAAUUAAGCCAAAAAUAAGUAGCAUUAACAAACAACCUCUUCCAAGUACAAUGCCCAAAUGGAAAACCAGUGUACAAAAUAAAAUCACUAAAAAUAGUAUAUUAUCUAGAACAAGACAUAUUUUAAACAGUAUUGUUACUGCAGAGUCAAAUUCUUCAAAAUGGAGACGAAUUGAAGAUUUACUUUAUCAUUUGGAACAGUUUCCAGAAGCACGUCAUUACGCUGUUAAAAGUGGUGCAGUUAGAAUUUUACUCAAAUCACAAAAUCUUACAAAGGAUCAACAAAUCAAAGCCACAAUCAAAGAAGCCUUAGCAGUUUUAGGUCAUGUAGAUUUUCUACCAGCUCGAGGAAUCAGAAUUUUAGCUAUUGAUGGUGGCGGAAUAAGAGGAGUCUUAGUUAUUGAAAUGCUGAAAAAAUUAGAACAGUUGACAGGGAAAAAAGUUCACGAAAUGUUUGAUUACAUUUGCGGUGUAAGCACUGGAGCUAUUUUGUCUGCAGUUUUAGCAGCCAUGGUUGAAGACACAAAACAAGGAGGCCACAAAAGAAAAUCAUUGGAUGAAAUUUCGGAGUUGUACAAAGAACUGAGCACUAGAAUUUUUACACAGAGUACUUUUAAAGGUACUAGCGGUUUAGUUUAUCGGCAAGCUUAUUAUGAUACCGCACUAUGGGAACAAAUGUUACAAGAACAAUUAGGUACUAGAGAUUUAAUAAAAACAACUCGAGAUCCAAUUGCUCCGAAGUUUUCAGUAGUAUCUGCUGUAGUUAAUCACGAACGUGUGAUGGCCUAUGUCUUUAGAAAUUAUGCCAUACCUAUUGGUGUGGAAAGUCAGUAUUUAGGUUCUUACAAGCACAAAUUAUGGGAAGCAGUAAGAGCUUCAGCAGCAGCUCCAAUAUAUUUUGAAGAAUUCAAAUGUGGUGGUUUUCUUCAUCAAGAUGGAGGUAUAAUGGUAAAUAAUCCUUGUGCUGUCGCUAUUCACGAAGCCAAACAAUUAUGGCCGAAUAGUCCAAUUCAAUGUGUCCUUUCAUUUGGAACUGGAAGAACACCGUUAAAUAUUAACAACUUUUCGGAUGAUAAGAUAGAAACGGCAGCAUCAAGUUGGAAAGAUAAAUUCUACAAAAUUCUUGACAGUGCUACUGACACAGAAGCCGUACAUAUUAUGUUGAAUGAUCUUUUACCGGACCACGCUUACUUCCGAUUCAAUCCUUAUCUAACGGAAAUGGUGACAAUGGUGGAAAUUCGCCCUGAUAAAAUUUCUCAGUUAGAGCAAGAUGCUCGAAUGUAUAUUCGCCGAAACGAAGAAAAGUUUCGACAAGCAGCUAAAGUUUUAACGCAGAAGAAAAAACUUUCUCAAAAAGUGAAAGAUUGGAUAAAAUGGAAAAAAACUACUCUUGGUAUUUAAUAUAUAGUCAUUAAUAGUCAUUGAUUUAAUAGAUGAAAUUUUAUUAUUUCUUAACAUCAAAGAAAUUUGAAUAAACUGUGAUAAUUUAUUUUAUAUUAAGUGAAUCUUUACUAUAAAUGCGUGUAUUGUACAAAGAACUGAAAUAAAAUA